Molecule: messenger RNA, 1827 nt
Organism: Nymphaea colorata (pocket water lily)
Lineage: Eukaryota; Viridiplantae; Streptophyta; Magnoliopsida; Nymphaeales; Nymphaeaceae
Product: probable methyltransferase At1g29790
Exons: 1
Coding region: 123-1478 (451 amino acids)
Molecular function (GO): S-adenosylmethionine-dependent methyltransferase activity
Source: RefSeq, a predicted model, not a curated record
UCUCCGUCGCCAUUAUUUCUCGAAUUCCUCGCAAGAAAACGCGUCUGCUCUUGCUUUUACCCCCUCUCUUCUUCUCCUUUCCUUCUUUGCACGAAGAGAGAGAGAGAGAGAGAGAGAGAGAGAUGGGAGGAAACGAUGACUACCGGAAACCGUCGUCUCUAGAAUCCCGGCGACAGGCCAAGUGGAAACUCAAGAUCUUGUUACUGGUCAUCUUCUCCAACUUACUUACCAUAUACAUCUUCACGGGACCAUUCCGCUUGUCCCAGCAUUCCCAAGGCCUGAGCAUCGGAUUUUUCGACGAUGCGCGCAGCCUCCUUCUUCAAGAGCUCAACGCCACGCAGCGCCGCCUAAUGUCGAUGGAGGUCCAUGUCUCCGAGGUGCAGAACAAGCUGCACUCCAGCAACAACCACCUGGAGACCCUUCUCGCCGAGUUGAACAGGCUGAGGGAGUCGCUCAACCAGCGGAACGAACCCUCAAACUCUGCCGUGGACGACGACGCCGUUGAUGAGUGGGGUUCCGACGUCCCCGACGAGGUGAAACACAUUGUGGCGGUGCACAAGCUGCCGCUCGGCUUCUCGGCGGUUUACGGGACCGACGAGAUUUACCCGCCCGUCGGCCAUGCCUGCCGGCGAUUCAAGAAAGAGAUAAAGGAGUACAUGUCGUAUGAAGUUGGAGGCACGUGUCCGGUGGACGAUAUGUUCGCCCAAAGGCUGAUGCUGAAGGGGUGCGAGCCCUUACCCCGCCGCCGGUGCCACCCGAAAUCGCCAGUGGGGUACGUGGAGCCCCUGCCGUUUCCCCGGAGCUUGUGGGAGACCCCGCCGGACACCAGCAUCGCCUGGGACUCUUACAACUGCAAGAACUACCAGUGCCUGAUCGACCGCCCGAAGAACACCCAGCUGUCCCCCGACUGCAAGGACUGCUUCGAUCUGCAGGGAAGGGAGAAGAGCCGGUGGCUCCGUGGCAGCGAUCGCGGUCUCGACUACGGCAUCGACGAGGUGCUGGCCAUCAAAGGAGGAUCCAUCAGGAUCGGGCUGGACAUCGGCGGUGGCUCCGGGACCUUCGCCGCCAGGAUGAGGGAGCGGAACGUGACGAUCGUGACGACCUCCAUGAACUUCGACGGGCCGUUCAACAACUUCAUAGCGUCGAGGGGGCUCGUCCCCAUCUACGUCACCGUCUCCCACCGGCUUCCUUUCUUCGACAACACCCUCGACAUCGUUCACUCCAUGCACGUGCUGAGCAACUGGAUUCCGGACAUGAUGCUGGAGUUCACGCUCUUUGAUAUCUACAGGGUGCUGAGGCCCGGCGGCUUGUUCUGGCUCGACCACUUCUUCUGCUCCGGCGAUCAACUCAACGUCACGUACGCGCCCAUGUUCGACAGAAUCGGGUUCAACAAGUUGAGGUGGACGGCGGGGAGGAAGGUGGACAAGCAGCGCAACGAAUGGUAUCUGUCCGCUCUGCUCGAGAAGCCCACGACUUGAAAAAACCGAGAGGAGAAAUCCAACACCACUCUGUCUCACUUUUGAUUUCUCAGUUCUCCUCUCUUCUUCUUCUUCUUCUUCUUGUGGUCUAUGAUGUUGGGUAUUUAGUCAUGACUUGUUAAGAAUGAGGGCUGAAAGCACCACUCUAGUUGGUCACUGCGCUUUUCUUUAUAGCUACAUACACAUUUUCUUUAAAAGCAGCAUAGAUUUAUCUGCUUCAGAAUAGCGAUUAAGAUUUAAAGACUUGGGGAAAAGAUGCAAAUGAUGUAACCUUCAUACUUUUUAUUAAGCAGGUUUUCGUUCCAUUGUGUGCUGUUUUGUUGUUUUUGCUUGUUAAUCAUCAUGUCAU